This is a messenger RNA of Chenopodium quinoa (quinoa), 2489 nucleotides long. RefSeq names its product ABC transporter G family member 23-like. The record is from RefSeq and is a predicted model, not a curated record. Gene Ontology annotation, molecular function: ABC-type transporter activity; ATP hydrolysis activity; ATP binding. NCBI's taxonomy places the organism in Eukaryota, Viridiplantae, Streptophyta, Magnoliopsida, Caryophyllales, Amaranthaceae. Bases 466 to 2418 code for a protein of 650 amino acids. The transcript has a single exon. Gene Ontology annotation, cellular component: membrane.
UUUUUAAAUAAAAAUAAAAAUAAAAUUGAUAGUUAAAAAACAAAAACAAAUUAAUUAAUGUGGUGAUUUAUUAAAAAGAUAUCAUAAAAUCAAGGAAAGUAAUCAAAUGUCCAUACGUUACCGUUACCAUGAGAAACUCAGGGGAAAAGUAAUCUCCAAAAUAGGGAACUACAAAUUACUUUCAAACCUAAUUUAACCUAAGUUUAUGCUGGUUAACCAAAAUAAACUAAAAAACCAUUAUUCCAUUAUUUCCAUUCAUACCCAACCCAAGUCUUUAGUUUAGAGUCAACUUGAGUACAUAAUAUUUCUUAGAUAACCAAACACAAGAAAUUCCACACCAUCAAGCAAACUUUGGUAGUUACAACUUCCAACCUCCAACCUCCAAAAAUACAUAAACUCCCUUACUAUAAAAUACUUUGCCAUAUAUUAGUUCCAAACCUAAGCAUAUAACCCCCAAACAAAACCAUGGCAAAAUGCUUUAAACUACCCGCCACGGAAGAUGACGCGAUAAUUCUUUUUUCGACCUCAGACUCGAACGAAGAAUUAUCCGGUUGCUCCUCCUCUUCCUCCUCCUCGCGCCACCACUCACCACCACCAUCCACAACGGUUUACAAGUUAAGUGUCAAAAACCUUUCCUACACCCUCAAACAAAAUGGGGGCCCAUUUCAUAAGCCCAAGCCCAACAUUGAGAUCCUAAAAUCAGUUUCUUUCACAGCCCAAAGUUGCCAAAUGCUAGCUAUUGUGGGCCCAAGUGGGACAGGAAAGUCCACCCUUUUAAGGGUCAUUUCAGGGAGAGUAAAAGAGAAAGAGUUUGACCCAAAUUCAAUCUCUUUAAAUGGGUACCCAAUAAAAAGCCCAGCCCAAUUAAGAGCUUUAUGUGGGUUUGUGGCCCAAGAAGAUGAUUUACUCCCUUUGUUAACUGUUAAAGAAACUUUAAUGUUUCGCGCCAAAUUUCGGUUAAGGCAGUUAACCUCAGAGGAGAGGAAAAACAGAGUUGAGAGUUUGUUGCAAGAACUUGGGUUACUCCAAGUUGCAAAUAGCUUUGUGGGUGAUGAAGAAAACAGGGGAAUUUCCGGGGGAGAGCGAAAACGUGUAUCGAUUGGUGUCGAAUUGAUCCAUGACCCUCCAAUCUUGCUCCUAGAUGAGCCAACUUCAGGGUUAGAUAGCUCCUCAGCACUUCAAGUCAUUGAAUUGCUUUCUUCAUUGAUGUCGAAAUCGACACAAAAGAGUGUUAUCUUCUCGAUACACCAACCGAGUUAUCGAAUGUUUAAGCGUAUUUCUCACUUCUUGAUCUUAUCCCAUGGGUGGGUGGCUCACAGUGGAAGCCUCGAAUCGCUUGAGGGAAGGAUCUCCCAUCUUGGUUACCAAAUUCCCUUACAAUUAAAUGCCUUAGAGUUUGCUAUGGAGAUAAUUUCCAAACUCGAAGAUAAAAAAUCGACAAUUUCACAAAUCGAGCAACCUAAUACCUCUCCUAACACAACAAUUUGGAACAAGGAUGAGAAAUUCGACUUCCACGAAUCAAGCUCAUCAACAACUGAUGAAGGAAUUAAAGGGUAUUUCUACAAUUGGGGUCUUGAAAUAAUGAUCCUUUGUUCUAGAUUUUGGAAAGUGAUUUAUAGAACAAAGCAACUAUUUCUUGCAAGAACAAUGCAAGCUCUUGUAGGAGGAUUAGGUCUAGGAAGUGUGUAUGUGAAGCUAGGAAAAAACGAAACCGGUGUUGGAGAAAGAUUAGGCCUAUUUGCAUUCAGUCUAAGCUUCCUCCUUUCGUCGACAGUUGAAGCAUUACCUAUAUACCUCCAAGAAAGAAAGGUAAUCAUGAAAGAAUCCUCAAGAAAAGCAUAUAGAAUGUCUUCUUAUAUGAUAGCCAAUACCCUAAUAUUCCUCCCAUUUUUACUUGUAAUAGCCCUUCUUUUCUCUGUUCCUGUGUAUUGGAUUGUAGGGUUAAACCCUUCAAUCCAAGCAUUCUCCUUCUUUGUUUUCGCGGUAUGGCUAAUAAUCUCCAUGGCUAGCUCAUUAGUCAUGUUCCUAAGCUCAAUAUCCCCGGACUUUAUAGCCGGAAACUCGCUCAUUUGCACCGUUCUUGGAGCAUUCUUCUUGUUCUCUGGCUACUUCAUACCAAAAGAGAUCAUACCAAAGUAUUGGAUUUUUAUGUACUAUGUUUCAUUAUAUAGGUACCCUUUGGACUCAUUGAUUGUUAACGAAUAUUGGGGUAUGAGAAAUGAUUGUUUUUCUUGGGCAAACAAUAAAAACCAUACUACUAGUAAUUGUUUGAUGAAUGGAGGUGAUGUUUUGAGGAAUAGAGGUCUUGAUAGAGAUAUUAGAUGGGAAAAUGUUGGGAUUAUGAUCGGGUUUUUCAUCGUGUAUCGCGUUAUUUGUUGGAUUAUAUUAGCACGAAGAGCUGCAACAACAAUCUUGUAGUUCAAUUUCAUGUACAAACUCAUUGAUUUUAUGUAAUGUAUUUGAAUAAUUGCAUACUUUUGUUGGUUUAA